AUGCAUAGAAUCCCUGAAGAAGCUGCAUUACGACAAGGCACAAACAUAAACCAUGCAGAAAAUUCAAUAUCAAGUAGUGAAUUGUUGGAAGAAAUGCUAGAGCAGGGCGACAUUGAAUUUUUUCCAAAACUCCGUAAACGUGUGGAUAGAUUUAUUGAUGUUAUGAACCAUAAUACCACACAAAAUAAACUCAAGCAAUACCGAAAUGAUUUCGAGCGUCACUUAAACCAUAUUGAAGAAAGUUCCAGCGUUUUUGAUAUGAUGCAAAAGUUACGUAAGUUAAUCGAUGAUAUCAACGAUAUUGGUAUCAAUUCACCGUUGCAAUCACUACAACAAACUGGAUUUGAAAAUAUUAUGAGUGACGAUACGCUCAGCUUUUUGGAUAACGAUGAAUUAACUAUUGAACAGAGAGUGGAUCGAUUUUUUGUUGUAAGAGAACAGGAAAAUUCUCCAAAUGAAAUAACAGACCUGGCGUUCGAAAUAAUAUCAGAUAUUCGACAAGCUUUUGAACCAUUAAAAGAAAAAUUGGUUCCAAUAGAAAAGGCUAAAAAAACAUUUGACGGAAUUAACGAACACAAAAGCCAAACAGUGAGGGAUUGCAUCGUUGGAGCGACUUUAAUUGCCGCUGUAUCUUCAAUAGUCAUGAGUGGUGGUCUUCUGGCGCCCGUCGUCGGGAUGAUUGUUCCUGUCGUUAGUGGCGCUGUUGCUGGUGGCGCUACUGUUGGGGGUGCUAUUGUUGGCGGGGCUAAAAUUGUUGAUACUUUUUUUGAUAAUCAACUACGCCGCGGCCGUUUCGGCUGGUUCGAAGAUACCGCAAAAUAUUUAAUAAACUAUGUGAAGCGUAAUGAUGUAGACGACGAAGGCCUUCGACACUUCUUAGAAAGUGAAGAUCUAGAGAAAGAUUUACCACAUUUCAAAUUGUAUCUCAAUCAAUGGAUAAGAAACUUUGGCAUAAGUGGCUUUCGACAUGCCAUGAAUCCGGCCUACAAUCGAAUUUAUAGCACAAAUGGAAAUGACAAAGCUGAUGGCUUUAUUCCCACAUGGUUCUCAGGAAGUCUGAAUAGAGGUGGAGAACCAUAUUAUUGCCCGAUUGGAUGGCGACGGUAUGCUAUUGAUGUCGGUAUGACAGCAGCACAGUUUGAGCAAGAGUAUGGAAAAUGGCCAGUCGCCUAUCAUGGAACAAAGGGCGCAUUGGCGAUGUCAAUUCUAAUCAAUGGCCUCAAAGCAAGCGGUCAGGGAUGUUUUCUUCAAAAAAAAGAGGGUGCAGUUUAUCUCAGUCCAAGUAUCGAAUACAGUGGUCAUCCUCGUUAUGCAAAAAUUCUUUCAGUUAAAUCCAAAUAUGUUCAAAUGGUACUUCAAGUUCGGAUUGAUUCGCGACUGAUCGAGAAACAUCCAGGGACAUUGCGCGGGGCAAUGCCAUAUGAUAGAGAAAAGGCAGAUCCACAUUUUAGUAAUGAUGAACUUGAAUGGAUUAUUCGAUGGAAACCUGAAGAGAAUAUUAAAGCUCUGAAUGGUAUCUUGGUAUACGGGCUGAUGUUUCGUGUUACUGAUGAACAUCCAGGGCGAUUACCGCAAAAUCAAUGGUGGAAAAAAACACAACCUGAAUAUUGGGACUUCGAGUUGUGCUAG
This is a messenger RNA of Adineta steineri, 1629 nucleotides long. NCBI's taxonomy places the organism in Eukaryota, Metazoa, Rotifera, Eurotatoria, Adinetida, Adinetidae. The record is from the annotation of a GenBank genome assembly.